Molecule: messenger RNA, 1431 nt
Organism: Selaginella moellendorffii
Lineage: Eukaryota; Viridiplantae; Streptophyta; Lycopodiopsida; Selaginellales; Selaginellaceae
Exons: 3
Source: RefSeq, a predicted model, not a curated record
AGCAGCAGAAACGGAAAGGGAUAUUGGAGUUUGAGAAAGAGCUUCAGAAAGUGGAGUUUGAGAAAGAGCAACGGAAAUUGGAGUUUGAGAAAGAGCAAGGGAAAUUGGAGUUUGAGAAAGAGCAACGGAAAUUGGAGUUCGAGAAAGAGCAAGGGAAAUUGAAAUUGGAGUUUGAGAAAGAGCAAGGGAAAUUGAAAUUGGAGUUUGAGAAAGAGCUUCAGAAAGAGCUUCAGAAAGGGUUGGAGUUGGAGAAAGCGAAAUUCGAGUUGAAGAAAGCGGGGCUGGAGUUGGAGGAUAAAAAAGAAGAAGAGGAGAGGAGGAGGAUAGAAACAGUCAUAAAAAAUGCUCAUACCAUUGCCGACAUGGAGAAGUUCUCUGACAGUGAAGCUGCUGACUUCAACAAGCUUGUACUGGAUAAGUGGAAUCCUUUGCAUCAAAUCCUGCGUGGCAAUACUGAUUUGCAUGCAACACGGUGGAGAUUGUUUCUGCCCAAGCCGCUCGAGUUCCAUGGAGCUUGGCGUUCCUUUAGGGAAGAGCAUGUAUGCCUGUGAUGAGGCUGAGUUAAGUGUCAGAGUCAAACACUACGCUGCCUCUGGCCUUUGUUUUGCAGCGCUGUUGGAAAGUAUUUUUCGGGUCCUUGACAAAGACAAAGCUCUGCCUAAUAUUUUGGUGAAGGUUCUGGCCCCAGUUGAGACACCAAACGGGAAGCGAAUUCCGGACGCAGAGGUUACUGUUGAAAGGUCGGGUUCGAGGUGCGGGUUCCUAUUAGAAAUGAAGAGUCUGAAGCGGAAGGGUGAUAACAUUGAGGAGGAGACCAGCGCGAAGAGAAGCAGGGUGUCGUCGUCUGAUCAGAAAAGCGACGAAAGCGAGGAGAACAACAGCAUGAGCAAGAAAAAGCAGAGUAUUGUUCUCAGCGACGAUAAUCAGGAGCUUCUGAGCCCGCUUCUACAAACGGCUCGAGGCCAAAUUGGUGAAAUUCACGUGGCAAGGCAGUCUAAAGACAGGGUUCAGAGCGGGUUUGUAUCCAACGGCGUGCAUGUUAUAAUCGUCCGGACUGACUCCACCAAAUCCGAAGGUCAUUUCAAAGCCAGCCGGGUACUGAAAAUGGUGGAGGGUAGCGACAUAAAGAUAGGAGAGGCCAGGAGUUUAGAUAUGGAUUCAAGGGGGGUCGAUCAAGUCCUCAAAGAGCUAGUUAUUGCUCUGAUCAAAACCGGGUUCCUGCCACAGAGUUUGCUUCAAGGUGAUGUUAGUGGUGCUGCUGGGUUGGGAGCAGAGACAAUGGAAGUAAGUGUUGAUGAAGAACAGCUAGUUCGACCGGUUAAGGCUGAGGCAGCUGAGAAAGAGCACCGGUAUCUAUUCCCCGUGACAAUCCAUGGAUCGAGAUUGAAAGCCUGGAUUAUAGCGGCAACAGUAGGUGAUCGGUACAAGCAG